Molecule: messenger RNA, 1780 nt
Organism: Rhineura floridana
Lineage: Eukaryota; Metazoa; Chordata; Lepidosauria; Squamata; Rhineuridae
Gene: AAR2
Product: AAR2 splicing factor
Exons: 4
Coding region: 425-1579 (384 amino acids)
Biological process (GO): spliceosomal tri-snRNP complex assembly
Source: RefSeq, a predicted model, not a curated record
CUGUAUAACUGCUCUGCGAUACAAGUCUUGAUACGGGGGCGGAGGGUUUUUAAAAAAAACAGCCCCACUUUUAAAAAAUAGAGGAGCAACUAUGUUUCACUGCCUUUUCUGUCUGUCAAAAUUGUCCCUCAACCGACGAACACUCUGCCUCCAGCAUCGAGAGCGGAACGUCUUGGUACACAAGCCACAGAACCCACUCGGGCUGUUUUUGUAGAGCGGCCGGAAGUCUGAUUUUUCCCUCGCACUCCUCUAUGGUCGUCCGGUCCAACCUCAGCGUCGUCCUCUUUUCGACGGAAGUUGCUGUUCAGUCUUUGCUGGGGCUGUUGGGGCCUCGCUGGAUGCGACAAAAGGUGCGAGUAAGAUUGUGGCGCCUCCCCUCCCCCCCCGAUUUCUGGUAGGAAGUGUAACUGAGUGAGCAGUAGAGAUGUCAGAAAUGCAGAUCGAUCAAGACCUGGCCAAGCGGCUCUUUUUUGAGGGUGGCACAGUUAUCAUUUUGGAUGUGCCAGAAGGAACAGAGUUUGGCAUUGACUACAACACUUGGCAAGUGGGCCCCAAGUUUCGUGGAGUCAAGAUGAUACCCCCAGGUAUUCAUUUUCUUCACUACAGCUCUGUUGAUAAGAACAAUAGCAAAGAGAGUGGGCCCCGCACUGGCUUCUUCUUGAACUUGCAACAACGAGAUCUGCGAGUGCUACACUGGGACCCAGUCAAAGAAGAAGUGGACCUCACCCCAGCAUCUGAAAACGAGACUGAAGCAAUGAGGAGCAAUCUCCAGGAGAUGGACAAAUUUCUUGGUCCUUACCCAUAUGACACUCUUAAAAAAUGGAUUUCCCUCACUAAUUUCAUUAAUGAAUUUGUGGUGCAAAAACUGCAGCCAGAAAGCCGACAGAUUUGUGCCUUUGCAGAAGUGCUUCCUGUUUUGGCUGGGAAAUAUACUAAAGAUCGGGUUGAACAGAACCUGCCUCGGUAUGACACAGAGUGCAAAAGCUAUGCAGAGGGGUUGGCCCGGCUGCCCAAGAUGCAGCUGAAAGCUGGCACUGAAAUCAGGUUCACAGAAAUACCUAAGCAAAUGUACCCUCAAGGUGCUACACCUGAAGAAGUUACUAGGCAUAGCAUGGAUCUUAGCUAUGCCCUGGAGACAGUGAUCAAUAAGCAGUAUGCCAGCAAUUCCCAGGACGUGCUUGGAGAGUUGCAGUUUGCCUUCGUCUGCUUUCUGAUUGGGAAUGUGUAUGACGCAUUUGAGCACUGGAAGAAACUCCUGGAUCUCCUAUGCAGGUCAGAGGAUGCCAUAAUGAAGUAUCAGACUCUGUUUAGUAACCUCAUUUCUGUCCUAUACCAUCAGCUCAGUGAAAUUCCAGCUGACUUCUUUGUGGACAUCGUCUCCCAAGACAACUUUUUAACGAACACCUUACAGGUGUUUUUCUCCUAUACCUGCAGCCGAGCUGUUGACAGGACCCUGAGGAAGAAGGCAGAGAGAUUUAAAGUUCACCUAACUAAGAAAUUCAAGUGGGACUUUGAGGCUGAGCCAGAGGACUGUGCCCCAGUAGUAGUUGAGCUUCCAGGAGGCGCAUUUGUGAACUGAAUGAUAAUUUCCUUCUUCCUAUUUUGUUUUUAGUGUUGUAUUUUGUAUUAUUGUAUCGUACAUGUUUCUGUAUUCUACACUUCCAGUUUAUGCUCCCUUUAUGGAGGCAGAACUGAAAAAUCCAGAAAGACUGCCAACUUCCUUCCUGUUGGAAAUAAACAUUUUGGAAAAGGUGGACUAGAUUUAUACAUCUAGAUUGUA